CGGGGCCGGGCUCUCCCCGGAGCCUUCCGGCGGCGGAGCGGAAGGGGCGGCGGGCUGCCAUGGAGGCGUGAGGGAGGCGGUGAGGGAGCGGCCGGCCCCGCGGCGCCAUGGACGGGGUGCAGCUGCGGAACCCGCGCCGGCAGCUGAAGAAGUUAGAUGAAGACAGUUUAACCAAACAACCUGAAGAAGUUUUUGAUGUGUUGGAGAAGCUUGGAGAAGGUUCCUAUGGCAGUGUGUUCAAAGCUAUUCAUAAAGAAACGGGUCAAGUUGUUGCAAUUAAACAAGUUCCUGUGGAAUCUGACCUGCAAGAGAUUAUAAAGGAAAUAUCCAUAAUGCAGCAAUGUGACAGUCCUCAUGUGGUGAAGUAUUACGGCAGCUAUUUUAAGAACACAGACCUGUGGAUAGUCAUGGAAUACUGCGGUGCUGGAUCCGUGUCCGAUAUUAUUCGAUUACGAAAUAAAACUCUCACGGAGGAGGAAAUUGCCACAAUAGUGCAGUCAACACUGAAAGGACUAGAGUACCUGCAUUUUAUGAGGAAGAUACACAGGGACAUCAAAGCUGGAAAUAUAUUGCUAAAUACAGAGGGGCAUGCUAAACUUGCAGAUUUUGGAGUGGCAGGACAGCUUACCGAUACCAUGGCAAAACGGAACACAGUUAUAGGGACCCCGUUUUGGAUGGCUCCAGAAGUGAUCCAAGAAAUUGGGUAUAAUUGUGUUGCAGACAUCUGGUCUCUGGGAAUCACCGCAAUAGAAAUGGCGGAAGGCAAACCACCAUAUGCAGACAUUCAUCCUAUGAGGGCAAUUUUCAUGAUUCCUACCAAUCCGCCUCCAACAUUCCGGAAACCAGAGAUCUGGUCAGACAAUUUCACGGAUUUUGUGAAACAGUGUCUCGUCAAGAGCCCCGAGCAGCGUGCCACUGCUACGCAGCUUCUGCAGCACCCAUUUGUUAAAAGUGCCAAAGGAGUGUCAAUUCUGCGAGAUUUGAUUAAUGAAGCAAUGGAUAUCAAGCUAAAACGUCAAGAGGCACAACAGCGUGAACUAGAUCAAGAAGAUGAAGAAAAUUCAGAGGAAGAUGAAACUGAUUCAGGUACUAUGGUGAGGGCGAGUGGAGAUGAAACCAGUACCAUAAGAGCUGUCAGCACACUGGGUGAUGGAGCCAAUACGAUGAUAGAGCAUGAUGGCACCUUGGAAUCCCAGCUGGGUACAAUGGUCGUAAACACAGAGGAGGAAGAAGAGGAGGGCACCAUGAAAAGGAGGGAUGAAACGAUACAGCCAGCCAAACCAUCAUUCCUUGAAUAUUUUGAGCAGAAAGAGAAGGAGAAUCAAAUCAAUAGCUUUGGGAAGAAUGUGUCUGGCCAGACAAAAAAUUCAUCUGAUUGGAAAGUGCCACAGGAUGGAGACUAUGAAUUUCUAAAGACUUGGAGCGUGGAUGAACUUCAGAGGAGGCUCUCAGCACUGGACCCCAUGAUGGAGCAGGAGAUUGAGGAAAUCCGCCAGAAGUACCAGUCCAAGCGGCAGCCGAUCCUCGAUGCCAUUGAAGCCAAGAAGCGGCGGCAGCAGAACUUUUGAGCCACCGGUAGAAAAUACUUCCAUCCUCAAACAAUCAGCUCCUUGCUUUUAUGACUACUGAACACAUUGAUUUCGAUUGAAAUAUGCUAGCAAAACAGAGGGCAAUACCUGUGCUCAUUUAUUUCUCCAUAGCACCUUUGUGAACUCAGGAAUGCCAUUAAGUGGAAAAUCCUGAUGGUAUGUUUUAGUGUUAGACAUGUAUUUAAAACGUUAUCCCAAGGAGUUUUGUUACUGGUUUUAGGUGGCCUGUUUUUAAAUCAGAGGAACAGGUAGAAAUAGACUAAAGAAAGUUGGCCCACUCUCUUUUCAACUGAACUUUCAGUAGUCUGUUUUCUUUGUUUUAAGUUAAUACGAAUUGUGGUAUUUAAUGGCUGCAACUUUUGUGUUUUUUGUUGUUCAUGUUUUUCUUUGUGAAUGCACAGACUCGAUUUUGAGCUGUUAACUGUAUCGUUCUGCUGUUAAGGUACUGAUAAGUUUUAGAUCACUGAACAGAACAAACUGUUCCAGCCUUUGAAAGAAACUUAAAUCUCAGUUUUUUAAAAAGCCUGUAAUAAGCCCCAUGCCUUACACUUUGUGCUUUAAGCAAGUGUGAUUUCUUCAAGACCUCAGUUUUGUCCUUUUUUUAUGUAAUUUGGGAAUUAAUCUUAGUAGAUAAAGCAUGUUGUGCCUCCAUCAGAAAUUAUAUUCUGUAACAUAAAAUCCACGUUGACUUAAAACCAAAAGCCAAUCAGUUAUCUGACCUAAAACAAAGCAGAUUCCACUUCAUCUGUCUCUUUGGAAAUGUCCUUUAAGGAAACCCUGCUGAUGGCGGAGUGCUGGGGAAAGGAACCAGUAUUUGAAUGGGUGGAAGUAGUGUGAACCUCUCCCGAAUUAGGUACUUCUGCUGUGUCUGAGAGGACUGAGAAGUCUCCACAGUUUGUGAAAUAUUUUAUAGGCUUCAUCAUUUCAAAUUUACAUCUUUAGGUGCUGGAAUAAAAACUUAAUUCACAAUCCUUCACAUUUCUGCACAUGAGAAAAAUUAAAAUGAAAAUUAACAUUUGUUGAUGCACAAAGAUGUGCGUUAUGGGGUGGAGUGGAGGCAGAGCUGAUCCGGCGGAGAAGACAAUGAAAAAUAUCCUACUGGAAGAGAUUCAGUCUCUUCCCGUUCCUCUGGAUGCUCCUCAUGUUCUUUCUCUUUAAAUUACCCUGCUGUUUCUGCCUGCUGUAGCUCAAUGAAAACACCCAGCAUGUACAAUCGCUGUGAGGAUGGUGCAAUUAUCUCACGCUGGUGGAGAGGAGGGUAAAACAGAGCAACGAUGAAGUGAGCCUGGCUGCAGGGCAGAGACCAGUGACGCCUCUGCCCGCUGGGCUGUAACAGCAGUUACCUAGUUUUAGAUGUCUGGUGAGUGAUGAAAUACUCGGACAGAGCAAUUUAUUUUUAUUGUGCUCUGAUGGAGAGAAGAGUUUCCGUGUCAUUCUUCUGCAAUAGGCCUUGGUACGCCACCCAGAUAAUUAAACUAAAUAGCAGUGUCUCCUGAACCCAAUGCUGCUGGAGAGAAGUGCUCACUUCAUGCCUCGAGAGGCUCUUUUUCCCUGCUCGGAGCAGACUUUUGCCCACUGUUAACAGGUAUACUCCAUUGCUGUGAAAGGAACCAAGCCAUUUGUACCCCCUCUGCAGAUCUGGUCGCAUCGGUUUGUCCCGGUUCCAUAGGCAGUGCUAACACAGCUGCUGCGGAGAUCAGCGGCCCAGCUGGCCCUAAGGCGAACGGGAGGCGGUAAGAGCUGUACGUCCUGGGAUAAUCAGCUGCUUGAUGGCCUCAAGCGUCAGGAAAGUUUGGAAAAGGCUUGCUUCCACAGCACAAGCCCAGUAAUUAAAAUCUUUGUUGUUAAUGGAUUAAAAUGCCUUACCAGUGACAGUCCGGACUCUGCUGAAGUCUGGUGAUAUGCUGCGUGAACACCGGGGCUCGCACAGCGCGUGUCCAGGAACUGCAAUACGCUUUGCCCUGAAUAUUUGUUACGAGCAAUAUUUAUGAGAGCCCUUUGCAUCAAAGAAACUCCCACAGCUUAGGAGGGAGUGCUCUGUUAAGUACUGCAUCUUGAAUUAGUCACUUGGAUGGAUCCGUCCCCCCUGGGCUCACCCAGGCUGGCUGUGCGCUGGGCUGCAGCUCUCCCAGCACCGUGCAGAGACCGGAGGCAGCUGGCAGGAGGCUGGGCAGCUCCUGCAGGGCCCGCUGAAGCUCAGCUUUAGGUCACACCUGGUUUGUACCUCUGGUGUGAUAGAUGUUGGGAUGUAGGAUGUGGCAAACUGCACUGCAUGCAUGGAUCGAGCAGAUUCUGCUGGGAGUAGUUUUACCUCUGCACUGUGUAGGUAACUUUCUAGUGGUUGGAGGGCAUUAGAAAACCCAAGUUUUUAGGUGAAGCACCCUAUUGUGGUGCAUAUUUUUGGAAUAUGCAACCUGUGUCUGCUGUAACUGAAUGUAAGCACUGUUGAAAUGCUCUGCUUUGCUGAUGUGAUUGUCUUAAAAUACAGCAAAUGAACCAAAAGAAGUAAAACUGGUCCAAUGGCUUAACUGUCUUUGAACCUUUCAUAAAUGCUUGCAGUAACUGGGACUUGAUGUUUCUUGCACAUGGAGCUCUGAUGCAGAGGAAUUAUUUUCUCCUUCACUGAUUUGCAAUCUGUUAGAGAAAAUAAUUCCCUAUUUGGUCCCUUGGUAGAGUGUCUGGGAGCAGAGUGCCUGCUCGCUUCUCAGAGUCCCUCAGACCCAGACCAAGGCUUGUACCCUAAGGGAAAGCUGUCCAACAAAGGUGUUAAGCAAAAUGCUUCCUUAAAAACGCUUCCUUAAUUGUGAAGCUGCAUUCACGCGCUCCUUGGGUCCAUCUGCAUUGCUGAAAGUGUUCUGGACAAACCAUUAUCUUUGCUUCUGAAACCCAGAGAUACCGAUGAUGUCAGUCAUGCGAGACAUAAUAAUGUGAAGUUUGUAGCUUUAACUUUUUUUUGUAACAAAGAAAUUAGCAACACUGGCAUAAAGUGCUGACUUGAAAUGCUCUUUUGUAAGAUCUGGCUGUUUGUAUAUAAUAGCGUUGGUCGUUAGUUUGUAUAUGUAUGGAAUAGUAACUUUUAUUGCGUUUUCCGAGUUUGAUACAGGAUAUUUUUGUUUGAUCUUUCUCAAAUCUUGCCUUAUUUGUUCAAAGGGGCAAAUAAACUGUCCAUACUGAAA
This is a messenger RNA of Cygnus atratus (black swan), 4765 nucleotides long. RefSeq names its product serine/threonine kinase 4 (gene STK4). The transcript is spliced from 11 exons. Gene Ontology annotation, biological process: protein tetramerization; protein phosphorylation; intracellular signal transduction. Gene Ontology annotation, cellular component: cytoplasm. The record is from RefSeq and is a predicted model, not a curated record. Bases 108 to 1568 code for a protein of 486 amino acids. Gene Ontology annotation, molecular function: protein serine/threonine kinase activity; ATP binding. Lineage: Eukaryota; Metazoa; Chordata; Aves; Anseriformes; Anatidae.